Messenger RNA from Pygocentrus nattereri (red-bellied piranha), 6395 nucleotides. It is a transcript of the gene hecw2b, whose product is annotated as HECT, C2 and WW domain containing E3 ubiquitin protein ligase 2b. The coding region runs from base 253 to 4653 and encodes 1466 amino acids. The record is from RefSeq and is a predicted model, not a curated record. The transcript is spliced from 29 exons. Gene Ontology annotation, molecular function: ubiquitin-protein transferase activity; protein binding. Lineage: Eukaryota; Metazoa; Chordata; Actinopteri; Characiformes; Serrasalmidae. Gene Ontology annotation, biological process: regulation of dendrite morphogenesis.
UCCACACCGUCUGUUGUUGUGGAGGAGGUGGCCCCCACUGUUGAAUUGUUGGGUUCCAAUUACCCUGCACAUCCUCUCCCGUGUUCAGGCCUUUUGGCCUUCUUUUCUUUGUACCCCGUACAUCCGACCUCCACCAUUCGCCCCUCCCUGGCCACAGCUGUCCUCCCUCCCCGUACCCGCCCCCACCCUCCCCCACCUCACCACCCCAGCCCCUCCCCUCACCACGGCCCCCAUCCCUCCCCUCACGUCACCAUGGCCACCGGCACCACCACUACUGCCCGGGAGCACUUGCUGGUGGUGCGGAGGCGCAGUCCACACAUGCGCUACACGCUGGGACCAGAAAACCUCCGCAGCCUGUCAGCACAGGGCGGCAGCAGCGGCACGGGGGCUUCCAGAGGGGGUGCUCCAGAAACGAUGGGUCUUCAGCGGGCCAACAGUGACACGGACCUGGUCACGUCAGACAGCCGCUCCUCCCUGACUGCCUCAACGUACCAGUUUACUCUAGGCCGAGGCCAGAAUCUCGUCAUCUCCUGGGACAUCAAGGAGGAAGUGGAUGCUACGGACUGGAUUGGACUGUACCACAUUGAUGAGACGUGUCCAGCUAACGUCUGGGACUCCAAGAACCGCGGGGUGAAUGGCACCCAGAGAGGCCAGAUUGUCUGGAGACUAGAGCCCGGGCCCUAUUUUAUGGAGCCUGAGACCAAAAUCUGCUUCAAAUAUUACCACGGAGUGAGCGGAGCACUGAGAGCAACGACCCCCUGCAUCACGGUCAAAAACCCUGGAGUCCUGGCUGGACCAGAAGGACAAGUUGAUGGUCAGUCUGUGACAGAGCACUGUCGAAAACUUGUCAGCUUCACUCUAUCAGAUAUCCGAGCUCAGGGGCUGAAAAAGGGUAUGUUCUUUAAUCCCGACCCUUACCUGAAGAUGAGCAUUCAGCCGGGCAAGAGAAGUGGCUUCCCCGCCUUUACUCACCACGGCCAGGAGAGGCGAGCCUCCAUCAUAUCCAACACAACCAACCCUGUGUGGCACGGAGAGAAGUACACGUUUGUCGCACUGAUGACUGAUGUUUUGGAAAUCGAGGUCAAGGACAAAUUUGCCAAAAGUCGACCAAUCAUUAAGCGCUUUUUAGGUCAGCUGGUUAUACCGGUGCAGAGGCUUCUGGAAAGGCAUGCGUCAGGGGAUCAGCCUGUAAGCUAUACACUGUGUCGCCGUUUGCCCACGGAGCACGUGAGCGGUCAGCUUCAGUUUAGGGUGGAGAUCACCUCCACCGGACAUGAAGACGCUAUGGGCUCACUACUGGGCGCCUCCUCCGUGAACGGUGACCCAGGCAGCCCGUCCGAUGACGAGGACAUCCUGCCUCCAUCCUCACGCAUACCUAGGGGUCCAUCUCCCACCGGCUCUGAGGGCUCCCUCCACAGUGAGGCCUUCAGGGCCGACGAGGGUCUGUUGGACACAGACGAGGAGCGUAUCCUGAGGGACGGCACCGCCGAUUCAGCCGAGGGUGCUGUGGGUCACACCCAGAGACAGGUCUCUCUGAAUGACUAUCUGGACGCUAUUGAAUCCCCAAAGGGCCCCGGAGACCGGCCCCUGGGUGCAGCAUCUCCGAAACUACGCUCCAGCUUUCCAACGGACACCCGGCUCAACGCCAUGCUGCACAUCGACUCGGACGAAGACGAGGAAGGACACUCUUCUCAGGAGGCACCAUUGACCAAUGGAGUUCAGGCAACAGGGGGGCAGGGGGCAUCUGAGCCAGAGCAGAAGGGGGCAGAGGGGAGUCAUGGUGGGGAGGCGGAAGCAAUGGCUUUGAGUAGUAGCACCACUAAAAGCCAGAAUGGCGGAGCAGAAGGGAACCAGGAGGGAGGAGCCAGCUCAGGACCAAUAGCUCAACCUGCCUCUGCUUCCCAGCAACCGGCGUCCACAGCUCAGGACACAGAAGGGGGUUCAUCCAAAGAGGAAGCCAGCGAGGAGGUGUUUGUAGCAACAGAAGCUGCCGUCUCUGAAGCCUCGGCAGCUAGUAGCAGUUUAGCUAGCGAAGGAGGAGCCAAGCAGUCAGAGCCCAGCAGCUCCCUGGAAGAGGCUGGCAGCUCUAGCAAAGCCAAUGGGGAGGAGGAAGGAGGGGACGUGUGGAGGAGGAGGCAGAGUUUACGGGCAUCGGGGGGCGGUUCUCAGGCAGAAGGAACGGGGUCGCCGGAAACACAAAGAGCCGCGGCUGAUCAAGCGCAAGGUGCCACGGAAACAGACGGAGAGUCAGGAGCUACCGCUCAGGUGAACGGUCAUCAGCCUGUUCGCUCUCUGCCCGCCGUACGUCACGACAUAAGCCGCUACCAGAGAGUGGACGAGCCUCUACCACCAAACUGGGAGGCUCGUAUCGACAGCCAUGGGCGCAUCUUCUACGUGGAUCAUGUCAACAGGACCACCACCUGGCAGCGGCCCACUGCCCCACCUGCACCUCAGGUCCUGCAGAGAUCUAACUCCAUCCAGCAGAUGGAGCAGCUCAACCGCCGGUACCAGAGCAUCCGGAGGACAAUAACCAAUGAGCGGACGGAUGAGCAGGCGGCAGAGAUGCCCUCUGAUGACACUGACCUGAUGCAUCACUCCAUUCCCGAGUAUCGCAGAGAUGUGGCGGUGGGUCCCGCUAACUCACGCUCUCGCCUCUCUCUGCUGCUGCAGUCGCCCAGUGCUAAGUUCCUCACCAGCCCUGACUUCUUCAGUGUGCUCCAUUCUAACCCUAGUGCCUACCGCAUGUUUACAAGCAACACGUGUCUGAAACACAUGAUCAGUAAGGUCCGGCGGGACGCGCACCACUUCGAGCGCUACCAGCACAACCGGGACCUGGUCACAUUCCUUAACCUGUUCGCCAACAAGCAGCUGGAGCUGCCCCGAGGCUGGGAGAUGAAGCAUGACCACACUGGCAAGCCGUUCUUCGUGGACCACAACUGCCGUGCUACCACCUUCAUAGACCCCCGCUUGCCCUUGCAGAGCGCCAGGCCCAGCAGCUUGCUGGCCCACCGGCAGCACCUCAGCCGACAGCGCAGCCACAGCGCCGGGGAGGUGAGCACACGACGUCUGGUGGGUGAUGAUCCUCGCCACACCGGACCCCCUGUCCUGCCCCGCCCCUCCAACACCUUCAAUGCAACCAAUCGCAAUCAGUGCCAGGACCUGGUUCCCGUUGCCUACAAUGAUAAAAUUGUGGCAUUUUUAAGACAACCAAACAUAUUUGAGAUCCUGCAGGAGAGGCAGCCGGAGUUCAGUAGGAAUCAUUCACUCAGGGAGAAGGUGCAGUUUAUUCGUAAUGAGGGAGCAGCUGGCCUGGUCCGACUCUCCGGUGAUGCAGAUUUGGUCAUUCUGCUCAGCCUGUUCGAAGAGGAAGUGAUGUCGUACGUGCCUCCUCAUGCCUUACUGCACCCUAGCUACUGCCAAUCCCCACGAGGCUCUCCCGUCUCCUCCCCUCAGAACUCCCCUGGCACACAACGAGCCAAUGCCCGCGCUCCUGCCCCAUACAAACGAGACUUCGAGGCCAAACUCCGUAAUUUCUACCGCAAGCUGGAGACGAAGGGCUAUGGACAGGGUCCAGGAAAGGUCAAACUCAUAAUCCGCAGAGACCACUUGCUGGAAGAUGCAUUCAACCAGAUCAUGUGCUACUCCAGGAAGGACUUACAACGAAGUAAACUUUAUGUUAGCUUUGUUGGUGAGGAGGGGCUGGACUACAGCGGCCCAUCGAGAGAGUUUUUCUUUCUUGUGUCGAGGGAACUCUUUAACCCCUAUUACGGCCUGUUUGAGUACUCAGCUAACGACACCUACACCGUCCAGAUCAGCCCCAUGUCCGCCUUUGUGGACAACCAUCAUGAAUGGUUUCGCUUUAGUGGGCGUAUCCUGGGUCUGGCUCUGAUCCAUCAGUACCUGCUUGACGCCUUCUUCACACGACCCUUUUACAAGGGGCUGCUGCGCAUUCCAUGUGACCUGAGUGAUCUGGAGUAUCUAGAUGAGGAGUUCCACCAGAGUCUGCAGUGGAUGAAAGACAACGACAUUGAGGACAUGCUGGACCUCACCUUCACUGUGAAUGAGGAGGUGUUCGGACAGAUCACGGAACGUGAGUUGAAGCCGGGAGGUGCUAAUAUCCCAGUUUCUGAGAAGAACAAGAAGGAGUACAUCGAGCGCAUGGUGAAGUGGCGUAUAGAGAGGGGGGUGGUCCAGCAGACAGAGAGCUUGGUGCGAGGGUUCUAUGAGGUUGUGGACGCUCGGCUGGUGUCUGUUUUCGAUGCCCGGGAGCUGGAGCUAGUGAUCGCUGGAACAGCAGAAAUUGAUCUGGGAGACUGGAGAAACAACACAGAAUAUCGAGGAGGUUAUCAUGACAACCACAUUGUCAUUCGCUGGUUCUGGGCAGCGGUGGAGAGAUUCAAUAACGAGCAAAGACUACGGCUGCUUCAGUUUGUGACAGGAACGUCUAGUAUUCCCUAUGAAGGCUUCGCCUCCCUCAGAGGCAGCAACGGACCUCGGCGUUUCUGUGUGGAAAAGUGGGGCAAGAUCACCUCUUUACCCAGGGCUCACACGUGCUUCAAUCGUCUGGACCUUCCUCCAUACCCCUCCUUCUCCAUGCUGUAUGAGAAGAUGCUGACCGCGGUAGAAGAGACCAGCACCUUUGGCCUGGAGUGAACUCCAAUCUGGACUGAUGCACUCACUCCCUCUCCAUAUGCUUCUUCAGGAGAGACUCGAAAGCCUCAAACUUGCGAGUUCAGUUCCUCUUGCUCGAUGAAAACAAAUGGUCACCAAAAGCACUUAGGAUUUCUUUUGUGCACUGUCUUACUUUGUUAAAUUCACGGGUGUGAAAGGCUUCAAAGAUCAGAAAAGGUGAACCCGUACUACGGGUAAAAGCUCCCAGCUGGUUGGGAGAAGAAGGACUUUCUGGAAAGAAGACGAGAAUAAAACGACUGGCCAGCCCAAAGCUGAGACUGGAGUGAAUGUAUGAAACGGCUUGAGAACAAACCAGCUCUUAUGCUGGACAGCUGGACAACUGACCCCAAUGACGAGCCCCAGCCAGAGCGGCUCCACUGCAAUGACCCGUUGGAUUUGAAACAAGUUCUCACGGCUGAGAAAGAAACCAUCCGAGCAUGGCAAGCUAGCAUUGUCCACUCCUUCUGCAAAAAGCCUUUCUUUCUCUGACCACCACAGCAAUGCGGUGUGAAUGUACACGCGAUACGUUGCAGAAGCAGCUUUGUAAUAAAUCGCAACUGCUAUCUUAGAUCGCCUCAAGCACGAUCACAAUCAGCUGGCGUCACGGGGCUGACCGACACUUACACCUUACUUAAUGUACUGUAAGUUCCAAAUGUAAACACUUCUCUUUAGUCAUAUUUAUACGUUGCUAUAGUUACAUGUUUAUACUUAUCGUUUCGACACCACAUUAUUCAGGUAGGCGGACGGCCUACAACACAGACUGACCAAUACACUUUUUUCACUACAUUUGAAAGGGCACCUGUAUACAUAACACUUGGAUAUGGCAUGUGUCCACUGAAUAAACCAUCUCUGAGAAUGUGGAGAAGGGGUUUAUCAAUAAGAGAAUGGUGGCUUAAUUGUAUGCAAACCAUCAUCAAUCACUUUCAAACAAGGACAGAUUUGGAAUGUUUAAUCUUUUUUUUUGGCCUUGUACGUUUUAAAGAAGAAACGAAGCGGAUUAUAAAGAUUUGAGUCCAUUCCUUUUUUAUUUUGAAGCCUAUAGGUGUUGUGUACGGGGCUCUUAUCACCGUUUGUACUGGACACAGCUUUUUUGAAUGUGCACACAAUCUUCUUUUUGUCACCUCUUUCAAAGAAUACGUCUUUCCAGGCCUGAGCCAAGAGUAGAAACCACAGUCGCUUGUACUCGCGCUCCCUGGAUUUGUACCGACACUGCCAUGACCUUGGACCUUCUGGAUUGUACGCUUCCUUCGAAUGUGUCGUAACGUCAAAAGUGGGAACACAAUCGUAAAACGUACUGGAAAGAACAAACGAAGAAUACAGACACUUGAACUCGUUCAGAUUAACGUAGUGUGCCUAGAUCGACUCCGACCAGACAGGUCCAAACCCACGCUACUCUUUCAGUUCAAUGCUGUUAUGAUUCCAUGUUUAUACUUGCACCGAAUGUACCAAAGGUUUUGGGAAGGCUUCGGCCGUCCUAAUCUUCCUCGCUUUCUUCGUGUUUGUUGGACGAGAAACAUUGAACUUCACAUUCCUUUAAUCACUCAGCCGUCCCUUCACUUCUGCAUCGUGCUAUAGUUUCAUUGUACUCAUUUUUUUUUCCAUCCGAAAGUAAAGAACUGGUGAGCGAACUGUGUUGGUUACAUUGUGGCUUUUCUGUAUUCGUUUUCUUUUCUCUGGCAGGAUACGUUUGAUUGCUUAAAUAAAUGAAGAAAUUGUAAACAAAA